UUACCCCCGUACUGCUCCUGCCGCUUUCGGCCAACUGCGCGCUUUCCUGCUUUGUAAAUUUCAACAGGGGAUUGCGUGAUCUUAGUCAGCACGGGAAAUUAGUAAUACAGGGGAAAGCCCUAGCCCUAAGCCCUAAAAGUCAAGAGGAGGAAAGUAGAUUGGUAUAGAAGCAAGCAGCAGUAAUAAGUAGUUGUAGAUAGGCGGAUACUUGACAACAAAGAGUAGCAAGGAAUAUAGAAAAAAGUACAGAGACAGCUGGAUUAUUUGCUGGGAUGACUGCUGAUGUCUGCUCCCCCGUAGUCCACCCGCUUGCCCUUGCGCGGCGACACCCUCCUGCUCGGCCGGACUUCUUCGUCGUGCUGCCCUCCUCCUUCAUCGGUGAAGCGAGAGACCUCCCUGUUUGCCGGGCUGACCUCCAGCGGGCGGCGGUCGCGGUGGCCGUUGGCUUCUUCCUCGCGGUCAGAAGCCGUCCGGACAUCGGCAGGGUCGCGGUAGCAGAUGUCGUAGGCGCUUCGUUGGGAGGCGACCUCGCUAUCCCCGCCUGUCUUGGAGUACUCGCCUCGAUCGGUGUCGAUGCCAUCGCUAGUGUUACUACUGACCUGUCUUGUUGUUCUAGUGGUCGGACGUCGUCCCAGACCCGGUAGUAGUGGCAGACUUCCUAGACUUGGUCGUAGGAGGCGAAGUUGCAGCAUGAUGACCAACGGAUGGAUGGCUCUUCUUGACGUCUGUUCUUAGAAAACUUGAAGGAUCGGUCUUUUUCUUUUUUUCUUUCUUCCGGUAGACAGUCUGAUAGACAGAUAGAUGUUGCUGUUGAUAGAUGUCUUCUUGAAUCCUUUGAUGCUCUUCUCCCCCUCGCCUUCUUUUGCUGCUGCUGACGUCAUGUCACGUGGGGUACUUCCUUGAUAUGGUUGCGGAUGCCGAGGUAGCUAGUGCUUAGGUAAGACGCUAGACAUCAGGGAGCAAGGAUAAGGGGGUGAUGCGCCGUAGACAGGAGCAUGGUUGCUUGGUAGACCUGGCAGAGACAUGGUCGACAGAUAUCCAUGGUGGUUGCUAGACUAGACGGGGCGCAGUCAGGCAGCGUGCAUAGAGGCUCUUAGGUAGUAGUGAGGCAGAGGACAUGGGUAGGCAAGCUAGGUGGGAAGUGGAGAGCUUAAGCCUCAUGCAAUUGAUGCAGAUAGUAGUUAGAUGCCGUCAGUAGGUAGCUAGCUAAAGAAGUUGUAGUGGAAGUGCUAGAGAUGCAGGAUGCAGUAGUUGGCGGAGGGAAAAGUGGUGAUGCCUGACUCAUUAUUCAGUCCACAGCCUUUCCAUGGUUGAGUAAAGCAGACUAGCCACGUCAACAGGUAGACUGGCAGAGCAUUGACAUGCUGGAGGCCUUUCCUGCGGCGUAGCAGACAGAGAGAUAGUCAAGGAAAAGCCAAAAGUGCCUGAUCUGCAUGGACAAAGACAACAAGUAGACCCUGCUUAGCCGUUGGAUACGAUAACCCUCAGCAGCCAGGGAGGGCAGCCAGGGAAGGUAAAGGAGGAAGUAGGUAGGCAGGCAGGCAGGCAGGCAGCCUCAUUCAACCUGCGGACAGGUGGGUUGAACUGUCAAAAAAGAAAAGAAAAAAUGUCCUUCUGAGCUUGUUGGUUAGGCGAGGAAAAAAAAUCAAUGCAGUUGGAGUCAUGCAUGUAGCAGACUUCAACUUCGACAUCAAUAUCAACAUUGACAGGCAACAACCUAAGCGAGAACGAGAGUGAACUCGAACGGAAUACAAACUCAAACGCCUUCAAAGUCAAAUGGGUGUAGAGGCAAGAAGGAGGCGGAAAAGUGAACAGACGGGAACCAACAGGAAGAAGAAAUGAAGCUGACAGAGCUUGACAGUUGACAGCUCAGGGAUCAUCAGCCUUGCUCUGUCUCAAGUCUUCGUUGUAGCCCGAAGUAUAAGAGUAGAAAAGACAAAAAAGAAAAAGAAAAGAAAACAACUGACAGCUGCAGCUAGUGGGUCGGUAUUGAUCAGGCACGGCUCCCUCCCAAGGUUCGCUCCGG
Molecule: messenger RNA, 2026 nt
Organism: Trichophyton rubrum CBS 118892
Lineage: Eukaryota; Fungi; Ascomycota; Eurotiomycetes; Onygenales; Arthrodermataceae
Exons: 1
Coding region: 273-644 (123 amino acids)
Source: RefSeq, a predicted model, not a curated record